Molecule: messenger RNA, 1680 nt
Organism: Helianthus annuus (common sunflower)
Lineage: Eukaryota; Viridiplantae; Streptophyta; Magnoliopsida; Asterales; Asteraceae
Product: RING-H2 finger protein ATL13
Exons: 1
Coding region: 189-1535 (448 amino acids)
Source: RefSeq, a predicted model, not a curated record
UCACAUUCAUCUCUCUCUACCACUUUGACUUGCAGAGUCACAUAUCCAAGUACUCUCUUCAAAAAGCUUCAAGAUGACAGAAUCCAUUUAUGGGUUCUCUAACUCAUAUGAUUUGUGACAUGGGUUUUCUUCAUUUCAUAUGAUUUCACCUCAAAGUUUCAAUCUUUUUCAUUUUCCCAUAAAAAAAAAUGGACCAAAAAAUCCUUCCUUCUCAAUACCAAAAGCCUUAUACUCUCAUCCCACCACCACCCCUACCACCGCCGCCGCCACCGCCGCCGUUUGAACCCACCGGCGCCGGAGCAAACUACAACAACAAUGUGAGUCCAAGUGUUCUGCUAAUAAUAAUAAUUCUUGCCAUUAUUUUCUUUGUUUCUGGUUUACUUCAUCUUCUUGUAAGGUUUCUUGUGAAACCCUCAAAUAGAGACCCUGAUGAGUUUGACAAUGUGACUGCACUUCAAGGUCAACUUCAACAACUUUUCACUCUCCAUGAUUCUGGAGUUGACCAAUCUUUCAUUGACACACUUCCUGUGUUUGUUUACAAGUCUAUAAUUGGUGUGAAACACCCUUUUGAUUGUGCUGUUUGUUUGUGUGAGUUUGAAGGGGAUGAUAAUUUGAGAUUGUUGCCUAAAUGUAGUCAUGCUUUUCAUAUGGAUUGUAUUGACACUUGGCUUUUGUCUCACUCUACUUGCCCUCUUUGUAGAAGUAAUUUGCUUGUUGAUUAUUCUCCAAACACUUGUUCACCAAUUGUGCUUGUGCUUGAGUCUGCUACUGGUGAGAGUAGUAGAGAGAUUGUGACUGAGCCCACAAUGCAAAGAGUUAGCUCACAAUUUAGUGUUGAUGUGAAUCUUGAUGAAGGGCUUGAGCCGAAUGCGUCGAAUUCGGGUCAAAGUGAGGUCAAGGAAGAGGAGGAUAGAGAGAGAGUGGUUAGUGUUAAGCUAGGGAAGUUCAAGAAUGUGGAGAGUGGUGAGGGUGGUGGUGAAAAGGGUAUUAUUGAUGGUAGAAGGUGUUUUUCUAUGGGUUCAUUUGAGUAUGUGAUGGAUGACAAUACAUCAUUACAAGUACCAAUUAGGACCCAAGUCAAGAAACAAGCUUACAAGAAGUCAAACCUCCCAAUCACCCCGGGUCACAGGCCGGCAAUGUCGGAGUGUGGUGACGAUUCAAGGCGGGAAUUUAAAGGAAUCGAGGCGUUUAGAACGGUUAGUGGUGGAAAUGGUGGCUGCAGUAUCAGGAGGGAGAGCUUUUCGGUGUCCAAGAUUUGGCUUAGAGGGAAGAAAGAGAAGCCCAAUUCGACAGCGGCUACCGUUGAGCCACUGCCGAAGGGGGCUUUCUCGUUGCAGUUUUUGCUUCGCCAGAACGUUAUCGGAGAUGAAUCAAAGGCUUCUGAGAUGGGUUGUGAAGAUCAAGAAACACAUUGUAACAAUUUUGAUCAACAAGGGACUUCAAAUCCACCAUCUUUUGCAAAAAGGAGUUUGCUUUGGUUUGUGGGCAGGCAGAAAAAUAAGGUUGUUCAUUCAUCUAUGUCCACAAAUGUUUGAAAUUUUUUGCACCCAAUUAUGUUGCUAUCUUUAUGUUAGAUAAUUGAAGCAUAUUUUCUUAAAGAUUCUUAUGAGUACAAAGGAAAUCAAGAUUUUAUCAUAUUGAAGAAAACUCCUACAAAGUUUAUGCAUUUUCAUUGGAUUA